Molecule: messenger RNA, 6032 nt
Organism: Centropristis striata (black sea bass)
Lineage: Eukaryota; Metazoa; Chordata; Actinopteri; Perciformes; Serranidae
Product: tensin-3-like
Exons: 27
Coding region: 340-4515 (1391 amino acids)
Biological process (GO): dephosphorylation
Molecular function (GO): phosphatase activity; protein binding
Source: RefSeq, a predicted model, not a curated record
GACUGGAGGAAGUGUGCUGGGGGGCUGAGCAGCAACAGCAGGCGGCAGGAGCAGGAGCAGGAGCAGGAGCAGGAGCAGUUCAGAAACGGAGCAAAAGCUUCCAUUUUAUCACCGGCCGAGGAGAGCACCGGGUCCAGCUGAGAGCGCAUUCCAGCAGAGGAAAAUGAGCCUCUCAGCCUGCACUAAGCCUGUAUGAAGGGCUGAGGGCUCUUUGAUCAGGACUUUACCCAACUCUCUCUCCUUCUGCAGCUCUGACUCACAAAGGGACACAGAGGAGGGGAAAAAAAGAAGAAUCAAAGGACUCGCUUUCAGUUUGAAAAGGAAGUCUAAAGAUUCAGGAUGGAGGAGGGAUAUGAACUCGACCUGACGUACAUCACAGAGCGCAUCAUCGCUGUGUCCUUCCCCCGGGGCUGCACAGAGGAGAUCUACUCUCACAACCUGAAGGAUGUCACACGAAUGCUCAAGUCCAAGCAUGCAGAUAAUUAUCUGAUCAUCAACCUGUCAGAGAAAAGACAUGAUCUCACUAGAAUGAACCCAAAGACUCUAGAUACGGGCUGGCCGGACAUGCACGCUCCACCUCUGGAUAAGAUCUGCACCAUCUGUAAGGCCAUGGAGAGCUGGCUCAAUGCUGACCCCCUUCAUGUGGUGGUUAUACACUGCAGGGGAGGCAAGGGUCGAAUCGGUGUCGUCAUCUCCUCCUUUGUGCAUUUCACCGAUGUAUCAGCAAGUGCUGAUCAGGCGUUAGACCGCUUCGCGAUGAGGAAAUACUACGAUGAUAAGGUCUCAGCUCUGAUGACACCCUCGCAGAAACGGUAUGUUUGGAUCCUCAACAGUCUCCUCAGUGGAUCCAUGAAGAUCAACGCCUCCCCCUUGUUCCUGCACUGCGUCAUCCUUCACGGGAUCCCAAACUUCGACGCCACUGGAGUGUGUCGUCCAUACAUUAAGGUUUACCAGGGCAUGCAGACAGUGUACUCAUCUGGAAUCUAUCACAUCGGUCCAGGCCACAGAGACCGAGUGUGCAUCUCACUUGAGCCUGCCCAGCUUCUUAAAGGAGACAUCAUGAUUAAAUGCUAUCACAAAAGUGACGUAACUUCAGAUCGUGAGGUUAUUUUCCGGCUGCAGUUCCACACGGGAGCAGUGCAGGGCUACAACCUGAUGUUUGAAAAAGAGGACAUGGAGACUGCCAACAAAGAUCCCAGAUUUGCAGAUUAUGGCAAAGUGGAGCUGGUGUUCUCCGAGGGACCAGAGAGGAUCCCAGGUGCUGACAGGUGGCAGAAUGGGGCGGAUGUUAUUGUGGACUACAACACCUCAGAUCCUUUAAUCCGCUGGGACUCCUACCAGAACAUCUGUGAUGGUGAAGCGCCACGCUCUCAAGGCCUAAGCCAGGACAAAGCUGCUAAAAAGAGGAGCCCCAGCGGAGGAGAGGCUACGCUGGGCAGAGGGGCCCGCACGACCUCCGCCACCUCCAGCCCGGACCACAGCGACCACGCCCUCUCUGUCAGCAGUGACUCGGGCCUGUCUAGCACUUCACUGUGGACUGACAGACCCACACCUGUCCCCGCCGCCACCAUCACCACGACCACCACUACCACCACCACCAUCAAGCCUAACCAGGGUCCCAGCCAGCAGGAAAAGGUCCAGCUAAAGCGCCUUUUAAGUGGUUUUGGUCUUGAGGAGCCCUCACUGGGGGAGAUGGGUGAUCAAGGCCCCAGAGUGGCUAUCCAGCAGAUAGUCCCAGCGCAAGUGCACAUCAACGGAGACCCCAGACCCAGAGAGAGGGAAACGGACAUCCUGGAUGAUGAGGUCAUUACAGGUCAUGAUCUGCACAGUGUGGACAGCUUAGGGACCUUGUCGUCCUCCUGCCACAAGAGCAGCCAGAACUCACUGCUGUCAGAUGGCUUUGGGAGUCCCGGAGCAGAGGAGCAGCAAAGCCAAAGCCAGCACCACCUCCAUCACCCUGCACCUCCUCCUAUGGAGGAGUAUGAGAGAGGCUAUGCUGAGGCGAGAAGGGGCUGCCUGAGCUCCAGGAGCAACUCUGUGGCCUCAGCUAAUCCCAGCAGUGCCCCCAUGCCCAAACAGCAUGUCUACAGACAGGGAAGCUAUUCCACACAGUCCUGGGUUCGCCAGCAGCAGAUGGUUGCUGCACAACAGUUUAUCUACAUGCCCGAGGAUGGAAAUGAUACAGAAAGAUACAAGCAAGGGAGCGGUUCACCCAAAGCAGGUCUGCCAAGUGAACCUCAGGGCCCUAACAGGGACAUGACGACAGAUGCCCUGAGAAAGACAGCGCCACUAGAAGAACAGGCAACGAUAAACAAUAACAACAACAACAAACGUGAUGAGGAGUUCAAAUCUUUAACAAAGGACAUUGACAACUCCAUUGACCAGCUCAACCAGCUGAUCAUGGACCUGGAUCCUACAUUUGUGCCAGUUUCGAGCAACAACGGCUCCAUAAAGAGGAACGGAGGGACACACGUGAAUGGCUCAGUCUCCAAAUCCUCGAACGGCAUCAAUCUCAGAUUCAACGAUAAUAACGCAGCAACCCUGAAAAACACACAGCAGACAGCUGUCCAGUCCAGUGAGGGACGGGUGGGUGUCACACGAAGUCUGAGUCGCCAAGGAAGUGAUGUCACGGAUCAUCCAGUCUUCUGUAACUCAGGGUGGAGUGGGGCAGAGGAGUACAGGGGUCAGCGGACAUAUUCCCCCUGUGUGCCUCAGUCGCAGCACCCCAUGUUGUACAGGACUGACAGUGCUGAUUACAGGGCUCAGGGCCCGGACAUGGACAGCGGGGUGGAGGCCGGUAGUGACAUGACUCCACCCACUCCCGCCUUCCCCAUUUCUCCGCCAACACCUUAUGUUAAAAGUAUGUCGGAGCUGACCCACCUCAGGCAAACACCAUCUCCCAGCAUGCAGUCUUAUGGAGGCUACAGAACAGACCAUGAACCCAGAGGGUAUCCGGAGAUGAUCAGUCACGUUGGAGUGGACAUUUUACCAGACUCCUCCAUCAACUGCCACAGGACGCUAAGUGCUACACACUCUGCUUCUAUUGUUGGGAGCCAUCAGUGGACAGACAGUUCAUCCACGAACCAGUCCUGGCCUGAGCAUCCCAUACUGAGCCGCCACUCAUCCCUGAGCAGCUACACCUCUACCAGACAACCACCGCCUCACUCCAUGUCUCUGGGCUAUGACCACCACUCUCCUCCCCUGCACCACCCCCACAUCCACCCUGCCCCCAAUGCCCACAGCUCUCCCCGAAGCAGCCAGCGAAGCCGCAUGGCUCGCUACGCCCUCAGCCGCAGUCCGGCUCAAAGCUUUGACGAGCAGGAGGACUUGGGUCUCGGCUACGGCACGGACUGUCCAAACACCACCUCUAACCUGCUGGGCAAUGGAGGCAUGGACAGAGAACUUUUGACCUCCAUGGACGGGCAGAAUCAGUUACAGCUCCCACAGAUGCAGCCUCCACUUCUGCCUGAGAAGAAGAGGGGGUCAGAUGGGGAGCACUCGCUGGGAACAGCAUCCCCAGCCCUCAGUGGGUUCUCCAGUCCCCACAGUGGGAGCUCCCUGAGUAUCCCCUUCCCCAACGUUUUGCCUGACCUCUCAGCUCAGACACUGGGCACCGCCUCACCUCUGCCAGAUGUACUGGCCAGCAAGCAGGUUACUGUAAAAUUUGUGCAGGACACAUCUAAAUUCUGGUACAAGCCUGAUAUCUCGAGGGAUCAAGCCAUUUCAGUCUUGAAGGACAAGGAGCCUGGUUGCUUCAUUGUGCGGGACAGUCAUUCCUUCAGAGGGGCUUAUGGCCUGGCAAUGAAAGUGGCUACUCCCCCCCCUUCAGUUCUCCAACAAACCAAGAAAGGAGGCGAUCUAUCCAAUGAAUUAGUACGCCACUUCCUUAUUGAGUGUACACAGAAAGGAGUGCGGUUGAAGGGUUGCCCCAAUGAGCCCUAUUUUGGAAGCUUAACUGCGUUAGUCUGCCAGCAUUCAAUCACCCCCUUGGCCCUGCCGUGCAAACUUAUCAUACCUGACAGAGAUCCCCUUGAAGAUGUUGUGGAGACUACCUCACAGUCAGUCACCAACUCUGCGGCUGAGCUGCUAAAACAGGGUGCAGCCUGUAAUGUGUGGUACCUGGGCUCUGUGGAGAUGGAGUCACUAACAGGCGUCCAAGCGGUGCAGAAAGCCACCAGUAUGUCUCUGAGCGCCAACCCUCCACCAACCUCCACUGUAGUUCACUUCAAGGUGUCCUCCCAGGGAAUCACCCUCACUGACAAUCAGAGGAAGCUGUUCUUCAGGAGGCAUUACAAUGUCAACACGGUGAUAUAUUGCGCAUUGGAUCCUCAAGAUAGAAAGUGGAAAAAAGAUUGCUGCCCUUCAGCAAAGAUCUUUGGCUUUGUGGCGAGGAAAACUGGCACUUCUAUGGACAACAUAUGUCACCUGUUUGCGGAGCAUGAUCCCGAACAGCCGGCAAGUGCCAUUGUUAACUUUGUUUCCAAGGUGAUGAUUGGCUCGCAGAAAAGUAAGUAGUCCUGCCUCGGACUGAGCUGAUCAACUGGACAGACUUUUACUAAGAGUAGAAACACGAAAGACUGAAAGGUGGAACAAGGGACAAAAUGUAAAGGACUGAAAAUGGUGACGUUGACCCUGGAUAUUAACUGGAUAUUACGUACAUAAUGAUCCCUUACCAGCACCAGGAUAUUCAAUUACAGCUUUCAAUAGAAACAUCUAAAUCUCUUCUAUGCUGUUAUUUUUUUCUGUAUAAUGAACUGUAAAGUAGCCAAGAAUACAACAAAAUCCAUUACUGUCUUAUACAGUUAGAUAUAUUUUCUCAACAUAUUUUAAGUACAUAACAUAACACAAAAGCUGCUUUUCUUGUUCGUGUGUACCAUUUUUAUGGACAAAUCAAGAAAACCAUACCUUUUUGCAUGUGAUUUUUUUUCCUAAUAUUUAACCAAAACAAACUUCAUUUAAGCUAUUAAUAUUCUGUAAAAGUUGUAGCCAAUCUAGAAGCAUCUCUGUGCUGCGUCUGUCCAGCAUGCAGUAUUUUGUUGUGGAGUUUAAAAUGUGGAAGAGAGGUGCAGACAAUAUGUAUAAUUUGGACUUUUGGACAGGCUACACCUCAUACAGGAUUAUCUUAUUUUAUCUAUGCAAUGUAAAUUUUUAUUUUUUUAAACCACGGCCUUGUGUACAUGCGCAGCAUGUAUGUGGCUUCUCUGAACCUGUUAAAUAAUUAUCUUUCUAAGAUGUAUGUGAAUAUGACCACUUUUAAAGCUGUCAGUGACAUUUUAAUGAAUGUGUGUGUGUGUGUGUGUGUGUGUGUGUCUGUCUGUCUGUCUGUCUGUGUGCGCGCAUGCGCAUGUGUGUGUGCACAAGUCUGUGUGUGUUGAAAUGAGAGAAACCCUAGAAAAAUAUUUUAAUUAAACCCUAAUAUAUAUUGAUUUGACAUGAGUUGGUUAAAAACACAUCAGUACUUUGCUUAGAAGAUAGUACAAGUGGCAUUCCACUCAGAGCUGCCAAAUUUUACAUUAUUUUGCCCUCUUUUGGGGGCUUCAUGACCCCCAAUAUCAUACAGUGUUUCCCUAUAAAAAUGUAUACGUUUCUGAAUUUAUAAAAAGACAAGUUGGUAUAUGGAUGAAACAAAUGCUGCAAUUGUUCAGUUGCUCAGUGUUGAAAUUGCACAAAUUAAUUUAGGAUUUGACAUCUCUGGGACCAAGAUAAAGUGUGUCUAAAGCUGGUUAUUCCCCCAGUUGAGUGCUUGUUGACAUUGUAUGACGACCAUAAAACUUUAUUCCUUACAACUUUUUGUGUUGGUUCAGCCAUUUUAUCCAGAAAGGAACCUACAAGAAGCCACAAUACAGCCCUGUUGGUAUUCUUACAUGGAUUGUGUACACAUUUGUUUAUCUUGUUAUCUAUUAUCUGUACCUCAUACUUAUCUCAUACAAUACUGUGCCUCUGUGUAUAACAUGCUACAUGUGAACAGUUUAUUUGUAUAUUGAUAAUGCAUUGUUUGAUGUGUUCUGUAAAUAAACAAAAUUAAACAUUUA